AUGUCUAGCAAAAAAGAUUUGUUUAAUAGUGCCUUAGAAGGUGGAUAUAUUAAAGAAUUUGAUUAUAACACAUUUGAAAAUAUUACAGAAAUCGCAAGAGGAGGAUUUGGUACAGUUUAUCGUGCUAAUUUAAAAAAUUUAGAAAAACAAAUUGCAUUAAAAAGUUUGCAUGGAAAUAUUGAUUUUGUUUAUGAAAGAUUCUUGAAAGAG
Molecule: messenger RNA, 210 nt
Organism: Diversispora eburnea
Lineage: Eukaryota; Fungi; Glomeromycota; Glomeromycetes; Diversisporales; Diversisporaceae
Source: the annotation of a GenBank genome assembly